AUGAACCCGAACACGUUUACUCUGUUUGACCUCGCCACCAACUUGCCCGCGUGGAAGGCGCUUGAGCAAGAAUUCAAGCAAAAGAAGGAUUUCUCCGUGCGCCAGGCGUUCAAGGACGACUCUGAACGGUUCGAAAAAUUCUCGUUCACCCUCGACAACUACGAUGGUUCAAAGAUCUUGUUUGACUUCUCCAAGAACUUGAUUGACAAGUCGAUCUUCGACAACUUGGUGCAAUUGGCUCGGGAAGCCGGUGUCGAAAAAUUGAGAGACGCCUUGUUCAAGGGUGAACACAUCAACACCACCGAAGACCGUGCCGUGUACCACCCGGCGUUGCGGAACCAGGACGACAAGCCCAUGUCGGUUGACGGCAAGAACGUCAUGCCUCAAGUCGACCUGGUGUUGAACCACAUGAAGGAAUUCUCCGACUCUGUCCGUAACGGCUCGUGGAAGGGUUACACCGGUAAGCAGAUCACCGAUGUCGUCAACAUCGGUAUUGGUGGUUCCGACCUUGGUCCCGUCAUGGUCACUGAAGCCCUCGCUCACUACGCUAAGCCUGAUCUUAACGCCCACUUUGUCUCCAACAUUGAUGGUACCCAUCUCGCCGAAAUCUUGAAGGGCUUGAACCCUGAAACAACUCUCUUCUUGAUUGCCCUGAAGACUUUCACCACUGCCGAAACCAUCACCAACGCUAACCUGGCGAAGGAAUGGUUCUUGAAGAAGGCCAACGACCAAUCGGCCAUUGCCAAGCACUUCGUCGCUUUGCUGACCAACGAAGCCGAAGUCGUCAAGUUUGGCAUUGACCCCAAGAACAUGUUUGAAUUCGAACUGUGGGUCGGUGGUAGAUACUCGGUGUGGUCGGCUAUCGGCUUGUCGGUGGCUAUCUACGUUGGCUUUGAAAACUUCCAAGCGUUCUUGAAGGGUGCUCAAGCCGUUGACCACCACUUCUUGAACGCCCCUCUUGAAGAGAACAUCCCCGCUAUUGGUGGUUUGCUCUCGGUGUGGUACAACAACUUUCACGGCGCCCAGACCCACCUUGUUGCCCCCUUCGACCAAUACUUGCACCGCUUCCCCGCUUACUUGCAACAAUUGCUGAUGGAAUCCAACGGUAAGCUGGUGACCCGCACCCUGCAAUUCACCAACUACCAAACCGGGGUGGUUUUGUUUGGUGAGCCCUGCACUAACGCUCAACACUCGUUCUUCCAAUUGUUGCACCAAGGCACCAAGCUCAUCCCCGCUGACUUCAUCCUUGCUGCUCAAUCGCACAACCCCAUUGACAACAACAAGCACCAACGUAUGCUUGCCCUGAACUUCUUUGCCCAAUCGGAAGCGUUGAUGACUGGUAAGGAUGCUGAACAAGUGAAGGCUGAAGGCGCUGAACCCAAGUUGGUGCCCCACAAGGUGUUCUCUGGUGAUCGCCCCACCACCCUGAUCUUGGCGCAAAAGAUCACCCCGGCGACUUUGGGUGCGUUGAUUGCCUACUACGAGCACUUGACCUUCACUGAGGGUGCCAUCUGGAACAUCAACUCCUUUGACCAAUGGGGUGUCGAAUUGGGUAAGGUGCUUGCCAAGAAGAUCGAACCCCAAUUGGCGGAUCCGGGCGUUGUUGACAACCACGACGCCCUGACUAACGGUUUGAUUAACCAAUUCAAGCAAUGGGCCUAA
Messenger RNA from Diutina rugosa, 1662 nucleotides. It is a transcript of the gene PGI1, whose product is annotated as glucose-6-phosphate isomerase. Gene Ontology annotation, molecular function: monosaccharide binding; carbohydrate derivative binding; glucose-6-phosphate isomerase activity. The record is from RefSeq and is a predicted model, not a curated record. The coding region runs from base 1 to 1662 and encodes 553 amino acids. Lineage: Eukaryota; Fungi; Ascomycota; Pichiomycetes; Serinales; Debaryomycetaceae. Gene Ontology annotation, biological process: glucose 6-phosphate metabolic process; glycolytic process; gluconeogenesis. The transcript has a single exon. Gene Ontology annotation, cellular component: cytosol.